AUUUUUGGGUGCAGGAUUCACUAUCUUUGUAUAAGCAUCUUAUCUUUCUUGAUUGUGUUGUCAUCAAUUUAUUGCUUAGCUGCUCAUAAGUUGUAACUGAAGGAAUGCGGCAUUGAGCAUGAAAAAUAUAUGUUGGAGACUUGUGUAUGAAUGUCUACUGCAUCUUACUGAUUAAUAUCUUUAUUGGGAUUGUGAUGGAGUGCAACAAGGAUGAAGCCUUAAGGGCUAAAGAGCUGGCUGAGAAGAAAAUGCAGAGUAAUGACUUUUUAGGGGCUCAAAAGGUGGCACAGAAAGCUGAACGGCUUUACCCUCAGCUAGAGAAUAUAUCGCAGCUACUUGCUGUCUGUAAUGUCCACUGUUCUGCUCAGAGCAGUACAGUGGGAUCAGAAAAGGAUUGGUAUCGGAUCCUCCAAAUUGAUAUGUCGGCUGAUGAAGUGACCAUCAAGAAACAAUACCGGAGACUUGCACUUGUGCUUCAUCCUGACAAGAACAAGUUUCCAGGUGCAGAGGCAGCUUUCAAGUUGAUUGGGGAAUCAAAUAUGGUGCUUUCGGACCCGACAAAAAGGACUUUGUUUGAUAGUAAGUACAGGUUUUUUUCCAAAGGUGCAGUAGCAAAGCGACAGGUUAAUCGAAAUCCUUCAGCUAGACAAAAUAAUAUUCCAAAUGGUAUUGGUACUCAGUCCAGUAAUCUGAAUAAUAUUCAGAAAACACAACCAACUUCAUCAGCAAUGCCUGAAACAUUCUGGACGGGAUGUCCUUUUUGCAAUAUUAGGUACCAGUACUACAGGAGUUUUGUGAACAGAGCUUUACGCUGCCAAAAAUGCUCAAAGCCUUUCAUUGCAUAUGAUUUAGGUUCUCAAGGUGCUCCUCCUGGACAUAAAUGGAGUCAACCUGGCAGUCAGGAUGUGCCCCUUAAGUCAAACACGAGCCAACCUUAUCAGCAGAAAGAGGCUUUCAACCAGGGAACCUCAAGAAUGGCAGCCGGAGCUGGGUUUACACCUGCCCAAAUGGGAUCUCAACAGGGUCCCAGCAGUAAAACAAUGGGUUCACAACCAGAGGUACGGAGAGAAAAGACUGCUCAGUUAUUUGAGGAUUUAAAGGCUAAAGGGAAAGCUGAAAAGUAUGACAAGGAAAUGGGCGAUACAAAUGAAGGGGCUGCUACGCCGAAGGUUAAUAAAAUUAAUAGGAAAAGGAGUAGGAAGCAGACAGUUGAAUCAAGUGAGAGCAUUGAUACUUCAACCAGCACUGAGCCUGAAACUGUGGACAUCGAAUCUGGUAGCUAUCCACCGGCUGGAGAAGAUUUUGAAUUUGAUGGUUUCGGCCCUAGGAGAUCUUCUCGCCUACGGCAGCAUGUAUCCUAUAAUGAAGGUGCAAGUGAUGACGAGAAUGAUUUGGCAAACCCUCUGAAGAAGGUACGGGCUAGCCAAUCAGCUGAAGAUGAUACAUCAAAACAGAAAGAAGCCAUGAGUGGUGAUGACUCUAGGAAUGCCAAACCAACUGAUUUUAAUGGUAAUUCCAAGGCAAAGGCUACUCAAAAUGGAGUAGCCUCUCCUAAAGCGAAAGUGCAAAAUGAAAACACCAACAAUAGGAAAUUUGACAAACAGGCUUCUGGACCUCCAUCAAGUGAGGUGGAAAAAGUUGAAGUUGUUGAUUCUGAUUCAGAACCAGAUAGUGAACUUUCUGAUAAUCCUCCAGAGAUAUAUGAUUGUCCUGAUCCGGAGUUUAGUGAUUUUGAUAAGCAUAGGGAAGAAAGUUGCUUUGCUGUUGACCAAAUCUGGGCUUGUUAUGAUACAGCUGAUGGAAUGCCAAGAUUCUAUUGUCAGAUUAGGAGAGUUUCGUCUCCUGAAUUUGAGCUACGGUUCACUUGGCUUGAGGCUAAUCCAGAGGACCAAGGAGACAUGGAGUGGGUAGAGGCAGAGUUGCCUGCUGGUUGUGGGAAAUUUAAACGUGGGAGUUCUCAAAUCACUAAUGAUCGUCUUACAUUCUCUCAUCUAGUGCAGUCCAAAAAGGGUAAGAGAGGUGCAUUCAUUGUAUAUCCUAGGAAAGGGGAGACAUGGGCUCUCUUUAAAUAUUGGGAUAUCAGUUGGAGCUCCGACCCAGAAAAACAUAGUAAGUAUAAGUAUGAGAUUGUGGAGGUACUUUCUGAUUUUGUUAAGGAUGUCGGUAUAAAAGUAAAUUACCUGGAUAAGGUGAGUGGAUUUGUAAGCCUUUUCCAACCCACCAGCCACACUAAAGAUGGCUCAUUUUUGGUAAUGCCAAAUGAACUUUACAAGUUCUCUCAUCAAAUCCCAUCAUUCAGAAUGACUGGAACUGAAAAAGAGGGUGUACCUGUGGGAUCAUUUGAACUUGAUCCUGCUUCUUUACCUCUUAAUCCAGAUGACAUUUGGUACCCUGAAAAACUGAAUAAAGACAGCAGAAAUCCAAAAUCUGAACUGGAGAAUGUGACAACACCUAAGAAGUUAGUGGAAUUGAAAGGAACAGGUGCUACUGAUGGAGAAUCAUCUAAGGUUCGAAGAUCUCCCAGGGGUGUGAAUAUCUCCAUGACUAGAAAAUCGUAGACAUGACUGAUUCUUUCUUCUGCUUUGCUUGCUCAGUGAAGAUUUAAUUGGGGCAGACUCGUGGAUUUUGUCGUCAGUUUAACUUGUAGGGAUACCAGUAGGAUUAUUAGAACAGUUGUCGCUGGCCUGAACUCUUUUUUGACGGCAGUAUGUGUUCCUGCAACUUUUAUUGCUAGUGUAUGUCCUUUGUGUAGUUUUUGCUGAAUCAAUGGUAUUUUCAGAUCAUUUCCUGA
Messenger RNA from Solanum verrucosum, 2791 nucleotides. RefSeq lists its product as uncharacterized. Lineage: Eukaryota; Viridiplantae; Streptophyta; Magnoliopsida; Solanales; Solanaceae. The record is from RefSeq and is a predicted model, not a curated record. The transcript has 2 exons. The coding region runs from base 147 to 2558 and encodes 803 amino acids.